Messenger RNA from Macroventuria anomochaeta, 400 nucleotides. RefSeq lists its product as uncharacterized. The coding region runs from base 1 to 321 and encodes 106 amino acids. The transcript has a single exon. NCBI's taxonomy places the organism in Eukaryota, Fungi, Ascomycota, Dothideomycetes, Pleosporales, Didymellaceae. The record is from RefSeq and is a predicted model, not a curated record.
AUGUAUUUUAUAAAAAGAAACACUUCUUCCACAUACGACCAUAGGACGUUGAAAACAAGGCUUCCCGUUCGCUCAGCCCUAUUUAAGCAACGUACCGGCGGAUUAGUAGUUAGGUGGGUGACCACUAGCGAAUACCCGCUGUUGUAUGUUUUUUGCAAUUUUAUUGUCCCUUUGCCCAAUUCGAUCACCACCAUCAAUCGGACUCCUACAGUUGCGAACAUGCGUUUUGGUUCUCCCUUCUUUUGCCGGCCACCGCGAUUGCAGACACACAACCCAUCAUCACUCCUCCAUCAUCCUGCACAAUUCGUGAACGCUGAAUAGCUCAUUCGAGAUCCUAUAAACCACUACCUUGUCUGUGAUUCUUUCUUUCCAGCAAACACGUGCACUGACAGCGUUGGAC